Vicia villosa (hairy vetch) is the source of this 1450-nucleotide messenger RNA. Its product is annotated as probable CoA ligase CCL8. Lineage: Eukaryota; Viridiplantae; Streptophyta; Magnoliopsida; Fabales; Fabaceae. The transcript has 4 exons. The record is from RefSeq and is a predicted model, not a curated record. The coding region runs from base 1106 to 1450 and encodes 114 amino acids.
UUUUGGAUGUGCCUUCACUUCAAAAUGACUUUUACUUGAAUCUUGUGGACUGGUCCUCACAAAAUACUCUAGCAGUGGGGCUUGGCACUUGUGUUUAUCUAUGGAGUGCUUCAAACAGAAAACUGACUAAGCUUUGUGACUUGGGGCCUUAUGAAGUUAAGAUGCUGAAAAUAAAGAUGAUCUAUGCAAAGGCUUAUUCCCAAAUAAAACUAGCGUAAGUAUAUGUUUCCAUUUUACUCUGAGUGUGUUGUGCUUAUGAACAAUCUCAGUGAAUUUUUCAAUGCAACUUUCUUACUAUAAAGGGACAAAUCCAUUGUAACCAUGUUUGAAUGAGUCAGAAUUAUCUUUUGUGUAGGUUUGAUACACAUAAAGAAAACAUUGUUGGGUAUAGAGAGGGAGAUGAUGUCUAAACUCCUAGGGAGACUAUUUAGAGAAACAUAAAAAGUACUAGUUGGAUUGCAAUCUAUGCAUGAUGAUUAAAAUACCGAAAAAUUGAAACCUACAAACAAUUUGGUUCAAUUCUUUUUAAUUAUGAUUGUUAAAUCAGUCCUGUGAGUGUUGGUAUGGAUUAAGACGACAGACAGUUUGCAGCUUUUGGAAUUUUUGUAGUUGUUGCAAUUUCUCAUAAUUUUGGAACUAACUUAACAAUGUCAUGCAAUUCAGGAUCUGAAUUGGGAAGGUUGGUUAAAAAUUCUCAUUUUUAUGUUUAUCUGUCUUAUCCUUAACAGUUGUAGGGUUCCAAACUCACUUGAAUUCCCAACACAUUGAUUAUCAUGCAAAUCUGAAUUGUUUGGAACUAUUAUUUGUGCAUGCAACUGUUAGGAUAUAAGAUAAUAUAGGUUAGAGUAGUUAAAAAUUGAUAUAGAAGUUAUUUUGUUGGUUGGUUAAGGUUGUUAGAGUCUACGCUGAUAUCUUUCUAGAAGGGCCGUCUCGAUUUUGAGCAGUUAUCAGUUUAUUGAGUUGUAGUCCCUUGAGAAAAAUACUGAAAAAAUAUGUUUCUUCUUUAGUCUUUAUAAUGUAGACAUUGCUUUGUAUCUAACAAUUUCAAAUGUAAAGUUAUUUGAUUGUUUCUUCCUUUUAUAUCGCAUCUCAAUCGACUACAUUUAUGGACAUCUUCAAAGCAAUAGCGAAACAAGAAGUUGCGACUUAUGAAAGUGUUGCUAUCAGAGUUGAUCAGAAGAGUUAUAGUUACAGUCAACUCAUUUCAUCGGCACAAAAGCUAUCUAAUCUCUUGUGUGAAAAUGAUGGCAAGGGAAAUCUUGCAGGAGCUCGAGUAGAAAUUGUAGCCAAACCGUCUGCAGAAUUUGUUGUCGGAAUACUUGCAAUUUGGUUUAGCGGAGGUGUUGCUGUUCCACUUGCACUCAGCUUUCCAGAAGUAGAGCUCAUGUAUGUGAUAAAUAAUUCGGAUGUGUCUGCAAUACUGAGUACCGAAGAUCAUAGUGAUGAUUAA